CGCGCUUGCGCACUGUGUUGAACUUUUGCAGCUUUCGGUCAUAUCGAGUUCUGGUCUCCCGCUCGUCAAUGGCGUUGAUAGAGCGGCUGCGACUGUCCUGGUCGACUCUUGAAUGCGCUUUGCUGCAGGCUUUCGGACUUCAACGUCGUUUGGUUCCUGCACUGGUGAUAGAAGCUCCAGUAAACUUCCCUCCCUAUGAAUCUGAACCCCGUGACAAUGACCAGAGUGACAGCUCCGGCUUCCUUGAUAGUAUCUUCUGGAUGGCAGCACCCAAAAAACGGCGUACAAUUGAAGUCAACCGCUGUCGGAGGAGGAAUGUUCAGAAGUUAGAAAAAGUUAAGAACAACAUAGAGGUCUGUCAAGAUUGUGGGCGCUUGAAACUGAAGCAUGUCAUGUGUGCCUUCUGCUAUCAAAAGGUUGUACAUGAAACAGCUUUGGUACGAGCACAGAUUCAGGCACAGGAAGGAAGGCCACACAACACUCCCCCUGUUGAAAAUGUUGUACUUUACGCAGGAGAAAAGGCUACAGAGGCUGAUGAGGGAAAGCGGAUCAUUGAAAGGAAUCGAAAGCGCCCAGCAUGGUUUACAGUAGACUCUUGAUCUUAUUUCUUGGAUGAUUAAUGUGUGGCGCAAAUGGUGGACCAUGGGCAGGAGAGAAAAUGUCAAGAUGAAGUACAGAAAUAAUUCAACAUACUUCCAGUUAGUGCUAUCUUCACAAUGGAGCCUGUGUUACUGAAAUUCAUCUUGGUGAUCUACAUUUUAAAAGAGUGAUUGAUUGUUCUGUGAUGUUCCUGGCUGUAACUCACUCACUGAAUGUAAACCUUUAUAAGGAUCAGAAAAGAGAAAUGGGAGAAAAUUUCUUGAAAAAUUU
This is a messenger RNA of Rhincodon typus (whale shark), 870 nucleotides long. RefSeq names its product mitochondrial ribosomal protein L32 (gene mrpl32). The transcript is spliced from 4 exons. Gene Ontology annotation, molecular function: structural constituent of ribosome. Gene Ontology annotation, cellular component: mitochondrial large ribosomal subunit. Gene Ontology annotation, biological process: translation. The record is from RefSeq and is a predicted model, not a curated record. The coding region runs from base 69 to 599 and encodes 176 amino acids. NCBI's taxonomy places the organism in Eukaryota, Metazoa, Chordata, Chondrichthyes, Orectolobiformes, Rhincodontidae.